GUGUUGCAAAAUAGCAUCCAUUAGCUGGCACUGGUUGGCUUUAAUUUGUGUUAUCUGGAACCAGGAAGUCCUAAAAUGUUGCAUUAAACACUAGGUAAUCUUCUGUCUGCCUCAAACCUAUGUGAAUGUCCUUGUUUUUUCUUUUUAAAAAAAUAAAGCCAUGGUUUGGAUCAGGAGCCAUAUUUCUAUCCAAUUAUUCGCUAUCAAGUUUGUUUACUUCUCAGUGCCCCCUUGAGAAACAAGCUGCUCUAUUCCUUCACAAGGUGCUGGAAAAAUAGGAUGUCUUGCUGAAAGAGAGAAAAAUACAUAAUUUUUUUCUAACUUCCCUUCUUCGCCCUCUAAGCAAACAAAUCAACAUCCUCGAGCGUCCACCAGGAGGCGCCAGGGGAGCCGAAAGACCUGCGGUACCUUCAUGAUUGGAGAGGCGGUGAUGGAUGCAGCAGCGAUGGAACCCGGCUGGCUUCCUUUUUUAAGAAUCAAUGUGAAGGAAGGGAGCAGAGCUGUGUUAUUUUAGGGAGACCUUGUCGCACCCCCCCCCCACUUGCCCCACGUGUAGGUAGCGUCUGGGGUGUGCGCGAGCCCCAUGGAGAGACAGUGGCGGUGGCGGCGGUGGCAGCUGGGGUUCCUAUUGCGGCUGCUGCCGGCCGUAAUCCGACCCCGCCGGCGCAGGGACUGAAGAGGCUGAAGAGGCGCAAGGGAAAGUGGCGAGCUGCAAACAAAAGCCCACGGCGCGGGGCCCAGCCCGGGACGUGCGAGACUCCACAGAAGGACGGGGUUCAGCCAUGGUGGAUCCCGUGCCUGAAGAGGAGAAGGCGGAAGCCGAGCCUGGAGGCCCAGGAGGGGAUGAAGCCGCCGCGUCCGUGCCCCCCGACUCCCAGGGCGCCCAGCAGCCCGCGGCCUCCUCGACCACGGCCUCCGCGGCGGUGCCCCGAAAAGCUGAAGUUCCAGGCGCAGCAGAAGGUGGGCGGCGGGAGCAGUCCCCGCUGCUGCACCUCGAUCUCUUCAACUUUGACUGUCCGGAGGCCGAGGGCAGCCGCUACGUGCUGACCAGCCCUCGCUCGCUAGAGGCCUGCGCCCGCUGCGCCGUUAAACCCGUGGAGCUGCUGCCACGGGCCCUGGCGGACCUGGUGCGCGAGGCCCCGGGCCGCUCUAUGCGGGUGGCCACCGGCCUGUAUGAGGCAUACGAGGCGGAGCGGCGCGCCAAGCUGCAGCAGUGCCGGGCUGAGCGUGAGCGUAUCGUGCGCGAGGAGAAGCGGCGCCUCUUCACGCCGUUGGGCCCCGCGACCACCGCGGCCCCGGCCCCCAGCGCGGGCAGCAGCAGCAGCUGCAGCAGCGCCAGCCUCCCGGCCUCGCCCGCACCGCGCGCCGCUCGCAAGGCCUCCUCCAGCCCGUCCCCGGCCCGGCCGCAACCUCCGCCCACAGGGUCGCGGGCAGGUAGAAAGAGCCACUCACUAGACUCCCUGUCUCGCCGCCGGGAGGGCGCCCUCAGCUCGGAGUCCGGCGCGUCAUCAUCGUCCUAUAGCGGGGAGAGCCUGCGGGAGCUGCACUGGCCGCCGCGGGCCUCGGCCCGGAACAGCUGCCCCGCGGGGUCGGCGUCCUCUGCUCCCAACCCGCUGGGCCGCCCGUCCGCCUUGGCCUUGGUUCCACUCACUGGCCGAAGCUUCAGCCUCGGCGACCUGAGCCACUCGCCGCAGACAGCACAGCACGUGGAGCGCAUCGUGCGCCAAGUGCGUGCGGAGCGGGGUCUGCGCGGGGUGCCGGAGCGCGACCGGAAGAUCGCGGCGCUGAUGCUGGCGCGGCACCAGGAGGAGCGCCUGUUGCUGGAGCAGCGCGCCGCGGCCCACGGCCAGUGGGAGAGGCAGCGCGUCCGCGCGGAGCAGCGGCGGGAGCGCGAGGAGCGCGAGAAGCAGCGCGCCCUGGAGCAGGGCCGCCGGGCCUGGGCAGCGCAGGUGGAGGAACGGCGCGGCCGCCGGGGCCGCGAAGAGCGCGAGGAGGCAAGGCGGCGGCAGCGGCAGUGUGAGCGCAGCGAGGAGAGGCGGCGGGAACUGGCGGAACGCCAGGGGCUCCUACGGCGGGAGCGGGUGGAGCGCGCUGCCCAGGAGGACCGGCUGCGCAAGCUGCAACAGGAGCAGAACCUGAAGCAGAGGGAGGAGGGCCUGCAGGAAGGGCGCGAGCGGUCCGAGCAGGUCCGCAGGGAGCGCGCCCAGCGCGCAGCCCGCGCCAAACAGCGGCAGGAGGGCCAGCUUCAACGCGAGAAGCGGGAACUGAGCCGAGCCGAGCGCGCGCGCCACGAGGCGCUGCUGCAAGGCCGGGCCCGGCAAGAGCGCGAAGAGCGAGAGGGCCUGCGGAGCUCCCUGGAGGCCAGCUUGGGCCGUGCGCAGGAGAACUACGAGCAGCUGGUGGAGCAGCGCACCCGGGAGCUGCGUGAGCGGGCCCGUCGGGAGGAACUACAGGGCCGGCGGGCCAAGGAGGCAGCGGAGCGCAAAGAGCGGGAGCAUCAGGCUCACCUGGAGGCGCUGGCCCGGGCGGGCGAGCGGCGGCUGCAGCAUGCGACGCAGGCGGCUGAGGAGGCUGUGCAGCAGAAGGCAAGGCGUGUUGGCCAGAGCCGGCUGGAAAAGGAGCGGGCCCAGCGCGCCAACAAGGAGAAGGUGGAGAGGGACGAAGACUGCCGCCGGAGAGAGCUGAUCCAAGCCAUCGGGCGCAAGCUGGAACGCAGUGAGCAGCUGUCUCGCGAGAGGCGCAGCGCGCUGGAGAGCGCCCGCUCCACAGCUCGGGCCUCCUUCCACGUGCGCGAGAAGGUGCGCCAGGAGACCAACACGCGCUCUUUCGAUCGCAUGGUGCGAGAGGCCCAGCUGCAUGCCAGCCUGGACCGUAAAUGACCGCCACCUUGCGCUGGCCAGAUUGCCACUCUCAGCCCCCGCAGGGCCCCUUUUGGCCACUUUGACCAGACCGUGGGAGUCCACAGUCGGGGCGCAGCACGGUGGCGUCAGCAGCCUUCCGAUCAAUGAGGCCAUGAGAGGACCGACGUGCCAGACGUGUCAGACCGCCGCCUUUGUUUUAAAAAACUGUUUGGCAAUGACACAGCACAAUCUUUGACCACAUCCACCCUUGGCAGCUCCCGCACCGACCCUUGCCAAGGCUCCCAGUAUGUCUGUUGAGUUAGAAAAGAAAAGAGCUGGGAGAAAAGGGCUCGUGGAGACUGGAGUAGGGCUCCCAAGGAGCGAGUGCAGAGGUGAUUGCCCCCUCGUGCAGCAAUCACCCCAGGCACCUUUCGCAUACUGGUGUCUAGGUGACUGUCCCACACUUGCAGUGGGGGAAGCAUCUCCUUGGCUCGCCUCCAUCUUUUCAAAUGACAAGUUGAAGAAAGCUCGGAGGCCUCGCAGAAAAGCACAGCUCUUCCAAGGUAUUAGGCCACAUGCAAGUGACCCCAAAGCUAUUGAUUUUUGUAUGCUAGACUUUUAGUCUGCCACUUGCGCAAAUUCUGGUCUUAGUCCUGGUAGUUUUUCAGUAGGUUUUUCUAGUUAGACAAUCAUCUGCAAAUAAUGAUCAAUUUGAGUCCACCUUCCCGCCCCCACCCCCACCACUUACUCUCCCAAGUGAUACAAGAAAUCGUUGGGUUGGUGAUGCUGUUUAGCUUUAGUGGAAGCCCCUAACCCCCUGGGGAAGCGGGUUCCUUAGGCAGCAGUGUUCCACACGAUUGUGCUUUCUUGCAGGGUACUUUCAGGGGAGGCGGCAGCUGAUGCCCACCUCCCAGAGUGAGGCCCCCUCCUCGCAGACAGCAGCCAUGCCUUAAGAAGCAGUGCUACCUUAUGUGCCUGCCCAGGCCAAUUCUGCCUCAAUCUCCAGCCCUGGAUACAUUCCCAAGAGUGGGCCCCGGAGAGCUUGAUUCCCUCUGUGAAGGAAUCUUUGCACCUGCUAGGAGGGAAAUUACUUUCCUGGAGUAGCAAGAGAGCUGGAGUUGCCCUUUUGCUGUAAGGGUCGCGCUCACUAUCAUUGGCAGUUGGCAGCUGGCAGCAUACCCUCUCCUCUCCUUCCCCACGUGAGGAAAAAGAGAACUUCCCCCUUUCAUUCCUGGUUCCCUCUCACCUCCGACUGAAAGUCCUUAGUCAGGCUCUCCGUGCCUCACCUCCUCCAUGGGCCAGAUGGGGCCAUCAGUACUCUCCUCCUGGUACCUCAAGGUCUCCCGGAUCCAAAGCACCGCCUCAGUAUUAUUUGUUGGUCUUCUUUGUGCCUUUCUUGACCUGGAGUUGGGAGGCAGGAGGGCUGCUGUUGGCCUAGUUUGUUUCUGGGAAUAUGGAUUUCUGGCAUAGGAAGGGGGCAGUGCGUCAUGGACAGAUGGUCAUUUAGCCUCUGAGGGAAGAUACACGUGAGACCAGGCUACUCUCUGCUCCAAAAAGUCCUGCUCGGUUGUCUUCGGGCAACUUUCAUCCUCAGAGUGCUUCCCUUCCAUGAAGCCAAAACCAGCCCCAGCCAUGUCCACCCCAGGUCUCUACCUUCAUCAAGGAAGAUAGGAAGUGAAACAUUACUUUUUACAUUAGGUCAGGAUCAAGAAAUAAAAGUGACCAAAAAAAAAAAAAAGAGGUAAGAAUCAGGG
Sus scrofa (pig) is the source of this 4594-nucleotide messenger RNA. It is a transcript of the gene CCDC177, whose product is annotated as coiled-coil domain containing 177. Lineage: Eukaryota; Metazoa; Chordata; Mammalia; Artiodactyla; Suidae. The record is from RefSeq and is a predicted model, not a curated record.